Molecule: messenger RNA, 4252 nt
Organism: Perca fluviatilis (European perch)
Lineage: Eukaryota; Metazoa; Chordata; Actinopteri; Perciformes; Percidae
Gene: fgd1
Product: FYVE, RhoGEF and PH domain containing 1
Biological process (GO): cytoskeleton organization; filopodium assembly
Cellular component (GO): cytoplasm
Molecular function (GO): metal ion binding; guanyl-nucleotide exchange factor activity
Source: RefSeq, a predicted model, not a curated record
CCCUCCUUCUCCAGCCAGUUCAGCACCAUGAGGUUCUCCUACCACCUGAACGCCAGCGGCGCCGCAGCAGCAGCACCGCUAGCCUGCAGCGCCACCCGCAGGACAGGCCCCUCCUCCUCCUCCAGUCCCAGUUUGCUGACUAAGAGUCUCUCCCUGGAGCCGUCCUGCUCCUGCGGCACGCAGGGCGCGGACGGAGCCCGCCCCCAGCAGCUGAGCUCUGACCCUGGGCCCAGCUCCUCGUUAUCAGGCCCCCCAUCCCUGGAGGGAGGGGCGGAGCUAACGGAGCGCCGCGGAUCCGCUAACGGGCUACUGCUGGUCAACGACACGGGGCCACCAGAGCUGCCGGCUACCACCAUUACACCACCGAGCAAGAGCAGACCGCCUCUGCCCGGACCAAAACCUCAGGUCCCCCCGAAGCCCCCCCACCUCCAGCAGCGGGGGGGGUCGAGGCCCCGCCCCCGGGCUCCAGACAAGCCCCUCCCCCCUCCCCCGCCCUGCAGGUCCCUCCCGGCGGACCCCCGGGGGGGCCGGACCCCCCCCACCCGCGCCGAUGGCACCGCCUCCCCCACCUGCGUCCUGUCGCUCAUCGAGAAGUUUGAGCGCGAGCAGAUCAUCGUGGUUCCUGACAUCACCGGCGGCGCUCUGUGUCCCCGCCUCCCCGACCCCCCCUCCUCCUCCUCCUCCUCCUCUCGUCCUUCAUCACCCCCCCAACCCCCGUCGCCGGCCCCUCCCCCGCCUGACGACCAGCCGCCCCUCCCUGAUGACAUCACCGCGGGGUGCGAGGGGGAGGAAGAGGGAGACACCGACCUGCAAGGUAACCCUGACGACGACGACGAUGACGAAGAUGAAGAGCUGGCCGCGGCGUGCCGAGACGACCUCCGUCAGAAGCGCCUGUCCAUGGAGUCGGGCUACAGCGCCUCGGAGAGACACCUAGAGGACGACGUGGUUGCCGUGGAGAUAAGGGAGCCGCCACAGCCGCCGCCGGCUCUCGACCAAUCGGAGCUGCCCUCCGAGCGUCUGUCCCUCCCCUCCUCGCAGACCGAGGGGAAGCUGGCCAACCGGGACAGCGGCAUCGACAGCAUCAGCUCGCCGUCGCACAGCGAAGAGCUGUGCUUCGCCGGCGUGGAGGAAGGGGGCGUGGUCUACCCCUGUAGCCCCGCCCUCCUGCCUCGUCUCUCCAGCUCGUCCUCGUACGCCGAGGACGGGGACGCCGAGGCGCGUGGCGCCGCGGCACGCCGGAGGAGAGACUUCUCCGAGGAGGGAGACAGCGACCUGGAGGAGGAGGAGGAGGAGGAGGCGGAGCUUACGCUGGUGCUGCCUCCGCCCAAGACAGACAGACAGGACUCUGCUGAGCUGUCUGUCCAGCAGAGGGUCUUCAACAUCGCCAACGAGCUGCUGCACACAGAGAUUGCCUACGUCUCUAAGCUCCACCUGCUGGACCAGGUUUUCUGUGCUCGGCUCCUGGAGGAGGCCCGCUCUCGCUCCUCCUUCCCGUGCGACGUGGUUCAGGGAAUCUUCUCCAACAUCUGCUCCAUCUACUGUUUCCAUCAGCAGUUCCUGCUGCCAGCGCUGCAGAAACGCAUGGAGGAGUGGGACUCGAACCCCCGGAUCGGGGACAUCCUGCAGAAGCUGGCUCCGUUCCUGAAGAUGUACGGCGAGUACGUGAAGAACUUUGACCGAGCGAUGGAGCUGGUCAACAUCUGGAUGGAGAGAUCGGCUCAGUUCAAGGCCAUCGUCCAGGAGAUCCAGAGGGAGGAGCGUUGUGGGAACCUGACUCUGCAGCAUCACAUGUUGGAGCCGGUUCAGAGGAUUCCUCGCUACGAGCUGCUGCUCAAAGAUUAUCUCCACCGCCUGCCGCAGGACGCCCCGGACCACAGGGACGCCCAGAAGUCUCUGGAGCUCAUCGCCACGGCAGCAGAACACUCCAACGCUGCCAUCAGGAAGAUGGAGCGGAUGAGGAAGUUGCUGAAGGUGUACGAGUUGUUGGGAGGAGAAGAAGACAUUGUUAACCCGACAAACGAGCUGAUUAAAGAAGGACACAUCCUCAAACUGUCCAACAAGAACGGGACCACGCAGGACAGAUACCUCAUACUGUUCAACGACAGGUUGCUCUACUGCGUCCCGAAGCUGCGUCUGAUUGGUCAGAAGUACGGCGUCCGAGCUCGCAUCGAUGUGGACGGGAUGGAGCUGAAGGAGACCAGCAGUGUUGCAGUUCCCAGGACGUUCCUUGUGUCUGGAAAACAGAGAUCCCUGGAGCUGCAGGCCAGGACGGAAGAGGAAAAGAAAGACUGGAUACAGGCCAUCCAGGUAACCAUCCAGAGACACGAGCAGACGCUGGAGGGCUUCAGACAUCUCAACUGUUCCCUACGAGACGACGAGUCCACACCGCCUCACUCUCCGAGCUGCGUGGAGUUGGGGAAGCGAGCUCCGACUCCGAUCCGAGAGAAGGAAGUCACUCUGUGUAUGAAGUGUCAGGAGCCGUUCAACUCCAUCACCAAGAGACGCCACCACUGUAAAGCCUGCGGACACGUGGUUUGUGGGAAAUGUUCGGAGUUUCGUGCUCGUCUUUCGUACGACAACAACCGCACAAACCGUGUGUGUGUGGACUGCUACGCCAUGCUGGUGGGGGCCUCGCCGUCGGCCGCCACGCUGAGCACCAGCACCCAGCGCAGGCGCUCCAUCCUGGAGAAACAGGCCUCCCUGGCAGCCGAGCACAGUGUGAUUUGUAGUUUUCUUCACCACAUGGAGAAAGGAGGCGGGAGGGGCUGGCAGAAGGCCUGGUUCGUCAUCCCCGAAAACGAGCCACUGGUGCUCUACAUCUACGGAGCUCCACAGGACGUAAAGGCGCAGCGCAGCGUGCCUCUGAUCGGCUUCGAGGUCUCCCUUCCCGAGUCAUGUGACCGCCUGGAGCGCCGCCACGCCUUCAAGAUCUCCCAGAGUCACCUGACGCUGUACUUCAGCGCCGACGGGGAGGAGCUGCAGCGGCGGUGGAUGGACGUCCUGAUGAGGGCCGGCAGGGGGGAGGAGCCUCCGGUCUACCGGCCAAUCGUGGAGCGGCUGGAGGAGGAGACGGAGGAGCUGGCGGCCGCGGCCGCGGCGGAGGGAGAAAACACGUGAUUCUGCCGGACAAAGAAGGAUGGCUAUAAUGAAGACCGGUCGCUAAUGGAUACCGUUACAAAACAUGUUCAUACACUCGUAGCUGAUACAACACAUACACACACACACACACACAGACACAGAGACACACACACACACUGCAUGAUUCCUCCUCCAGUCAGACACAAGAUGGCGUCUCUCUCUGUUGGUUUUUUUCCCACCUGUGCCGGACACUAUUUCUGGGGGUCCCAGGACCGGUUAUUGUUUACAGUCCGAGUCCAUACUUUAUUCUGUGUCCUAGCUCCAGACGACAUUGCUGUUAAUUUCUAUAAACAGUUAAAAGUACAGUAAAAAUAAGAUAAUAAAUACAGCUGAUAACUGUUAGGUUCAGAGAUUGCAUUUUGACCAAUAGCGUUCCUCAUCUCUUUGGAAGGUUUACCUAAACGGAAACCAGAACGCUUCUGAUACCAAAAAUCUUGUCGUGUUGCCAACAGAUCAUGUAUUCAGAUGCAGAUAUCUGUUUAUAGAGAUUAGUAAAUCUGUGACGCUGCAGGCUGGUUACUGUUAAGGCUCCGACACACCAACCCGAUGGCUGACCUUCGGCAGAACAGUCAGUCGGACUGACUGGCUCCCCGAGUUGGUCCAAAAACUAUUUUCUCAAAACAUCCAAAAAAGUGUGAAAAGCGCAAUUUUUUUUGAAAAAGUGACAAAAAUAUCCAAAAUAGCGCCAAAUUUGUAUACAAAAAUUCCAAAACAUCAACAAACAAAAAAACGUGUCCAAAACAUUGAUUAAAAAAAGAACCCAAAAUGUCGGAAAGAGCGGCAAAUAUGUUGAAAAAAGUGAGAAAAACCAGAAAUAUCGGAAAAUAGCAUCGAAGACGAAUGGAACAAAUCUGAUUGGCUGGUAACUUUAAAAAACAUACUAACCUUGUUGGCUGGUGAUCAAAAAAAGUUAAUUUAAAGCCCCCGUAUACGACCCCUUAAUGAGAAUGCCGUCGAAUACGUUCUGAUGUGAUCUGAACAUUCGCUGAUCCAGGUCCAGGUUCUGGUCUCUGAUCCUGCCCUGCCAUACAAAACCGUUUUUACUUGCAUUUUUUGAAAUCUAUUAGGUCCAUAUGUGUGUGUGUUAUGUGGUGAAUGUGAAAAUGAACUACUA